This is a messenger RNA of Prunus dulcis (almond), 3640 nucleotides long. RefSeq lists its product as uncharacterized. The transcript is spliced from 4 exons. The coding region runs from base 523 to 3342 and encodes 939 amino acids. NCBI's taxonomy places the organism in Eukaryota, Viridiplantae, Streptophyta, Magnoliopsida, Rosales, Rosaceae. The record is from RefSeq and is a predicted model, not a curated record.
AAUCAUUGGAGCAAAAGCCAAAGGUGAGAAGCAAGGUAUAUAGAAUAAAUGGAGAGAGGCAGACCACAAGUUGACAAAUUUGAAGUCGUUGUUCUUUGAACAAGUCAUUUGCUGUUGUUGUUGUUUUGCUUCUCUCUCUCUGCCCGUGGGGGAGAUUAAAAAGGAAAGAUCUUUUUUCUCUAGUUUUGGGGUGAUGUGGGAUCCCUCUAUUUUCUCACCAUCAGAUUCUGCCGCAGCAGAUCUGAAUUGCUGUAUAUUCUCUUGUCUGGAGAUAAUAAUCUUCUAAGUUUGUUCUGAUUAUUCAAUGGCAGCAAACAAGUGCCCCACUUUGUUGUUUGUGUUCUGGUUCGUGGGCUUCUUGGGUUGUUCUGAUUUGUUUUGUUCACUCAGUCUUCUGUAUUGCGGCUGUGGAUUAUGAUGGAGCUCGAUUGGUUUCUUCUAGGUCGCUGCCAGUUUUUGGAAAUUUCGGUGAAUUUGUAGGGAAACUCUGAUAAAGCUUGUAGGAGGAUCACCAUAUGAGGAAUGGGAACUGAAGUACAGUCAAAGAUGUAUCUACCAGGAUAUUAUUCCGUACAGAAACUAAGUAGCAAUGUUGGCCAUGGUAGCUGGUCCCUACUCCAUGAAAACAAAAACUUGAAGAAUGGGCAACAAUAUGAAUUAUUCUUGACAAGGCCGAUUAUGGAUGGAUUUCAUGCGCGCGAUAAGGAACAAAUGAGGCAAACUAUACUGAAGCAUGAGUCAGUAUUCAGGCAUCAGCUCAAUGAACUCCAUCGUCUUUACAAAAGGCAAAAGGACUUGAUGAAUGAGAUCAAAAGCAAAGAACUACUCAAACAUCAAAAAGUAGCAGGGACAUCACUAUCAACUUUCUCGUCCUCUGGCUUUCCAAAUGAAGAUGACAGAAACAGCAGGCAUAAUUCUAAUUUACCCUUCGUUGAUUCCAGCUUUGGUAGACCAUGUACAUCGAGUACUGGUAUCAGCCAAUCUCCUUGUAAUUCUAUUGGAAAAACCCUGCAAACCAGUGGUGGCCCCAGCGAAAGUAGAGUCAGGAUGAAGGACCACGAAUCUCUGGAUUCCAGAGGGAAGAAGCCUCGGAGAAGAUUGUUCAAUCUUGAACUUCCAGCCGAUGAAUACAUCAGUGAUGGAGAAGAACCAGAAGGAGUUUUCAUGGGGUCAGGUACAGAAAAUUAUCCUCCUAACAGAAAAAAUGAGGUUACUCAGGCAAGAGAUGAUAUUUUAUCUAAUCACAUUGGUGAAACAUCCGGCUAUAACAAUGGUUUGCAUAUAGAAAGAAGCAGUGGUUUGACUGAUCUGAAUGAACCUAUUCAGAUAGACAAAGUGUCCGCUUCAACUUCUGUCUUUAAGUAUGGUAAUGACUUCAGCUCCAAAGAGGAGAUAGAAAGGCAGGUUUUAUCUGCAAAUGCCUACAAAGGUGUCUGGCCUUUUGCAAAGAAAUUCCCUGAAAACCCACAAAUGGAGAAGGAUGGAAGAGUUAGUAAUCUGCAUUUAAAGAACGAAAGGCACCAAAAAGAGUGGUCAACAUAUGCUCUCAAGGCUGAACAAACAAGAAGUUUUUCUGGUGGAAGGUUUGGUCUUCAAGACUUUAAUAAGCCAUGUGAAUCAUCAGAAACUGAAGCUAGGAUAGUCUGCGAGCCUACUAAGUUUUUCUCGUCUGAUCAGAAUAAAAUGGAGAAGCAAAGAAAGAGGACAAUUUUUGGUAUAGAAAUUUUUGAAAGAGAUAUCAAUUCAUCUGCUAAGCCUUUGCAGUCUGAUGUGACCAUUUCCGAGUCAUCUCCUAAUUGGACAAAACCUCCAAUUAGCUUGAGCCAGAACUUAAUAUCAGCUCAAGGAAACACUUCCUUGAAUAACUCACAAUCUGAUAAGGCUUCGAUCAUGUUGCAGCAAAGCACUGAAGUUAUCGGGGACAUAUUGCUUGUAGAUUGUAAUUCAAUACCAUCAACUCCCAGUCUAAAAGCUGAAGUGUCGCACCAAAAUGGUGUCUGCUUUCGUGCAAAAUCGGAUACCAAUGAACUACAAGCUUCUCACCCCUCAAUCAGCCUUGCUUUCCCAAAUGGAGACGGCAACCGCAAUUUUGCGAACCAAAGUGAUUUAAGAAAGGUCCCCAAUCAAAGUCCUGUUCAGGAUUGCUCAUCGUUAAAGCGUGGCCAUGAUGCUGAGAAUUGGAGAGUUGAAAUAGGCGAUUGGAUGAAGACUAGGAAGACUUUUGCUCUUCCCAUGUUUGACAAGGUUUCUUAUCCUUGUUCAUCCUCAAAAUCUGGUUGUCUUGCUUCUGCAGUUGAUAAUGGCUACACCGUUAGAAUUGAAUCAGCUAAAAGUAAUGUGGUUCAGGAUCCUGUGUCCCACAUGUGUACAGUGCAACUGAAAGCAGAUGGUCCGGUUCUAGAAAAGAGAUUGUUUAAUGCCAAUGCUGAUUCGAGAUACCAAAUAGAUUUAAAUAGAUGUUUUACUGAAGAAGAAACUGAAAUGACUGCCGCCUCUCCAAUUAUGAGAACUGAAACUGUGAUUGAUUUGGAGGCACCAGUGAUAAUUGAAUCAGAUAUAGAUGCGGAACAUUCUAUGCAAAGCAAAUGUAAGGAACCUCUUGACUUACCUCAUGAGGGCCUUCUCAGAGUUGCAGCUGAGGCUCUAGUUGCCAUCUCAUCAUCCCAAGGUCAUGAUAUGCAGGACAGUGCUGCACAUCAUCUUCAAGAAAGUGCCACUUGUCACGAAACAGAUGCUUCAGAAAAUGAUUCCCUUCUUUGGUUUGCGGAAUUAAUUUCUUCACAUGAAGGAAAUAUUGACAAUGAUAAAGUGGCAGAAGUUAAGGGGACUGCCUGUGAUGAAGAUUAUGUGAUGGAUUUCUUUGAGCACAUGACAUUAAAUUUGGUGGAAACCAAGGUAGACCAGCACUUCUAUGUGCCUCCCAAUCAAGAGAAUCCAAGAAAAGAAGUGUCGCUUCCCAAACGGCCACGAAGAGGUCAGGCAAGGAGGGGCAGACAACGAAAGGACUUCCAGAGAGAUGUACUUCUCGGCCUUGCUUCUUUGUCAAGAAAUGAGGUGACUGAGGAUCUUCAGUUAAUCGAAGGGUUGAUUAGAGAAACUGGUGGCAGUUGGCAGUCAAGUUUGACACUGAGAAAUGCCGGCAGGAGUGGUAAGGGAAGGGGGAGGAAGCGUGUGGGAACCUCUACUCCGUCUACCUCUGUAGCCGCAGUUAGCCAGCCCCAGAUUGAGGAACCGAAAUGCGAGGAGCUGCAGGGACUUGAGGAAAGAAGUCUAACUGGUUGGGGUAAGAGGACAAGGCGGCCACCAAGACAAAGAUAUAGUUCUCCUGUUCCUAAAAGAUAAGUGGGGGGGAGCCGUCCUGUCCAUAGAGUUUCAGAAGAAGGGCAUUAAAGUUUUAGAGCUAACAUGCAUGGAUCUUCCCUCGGGUUUUCUAAGCGGUGGAGUUGUAAUUGUAUGUAUUAUGCCAAAUUUGAGCCAUCCUUAGUUUCAUUUCCUGUAUUCUGAGUGAACUUGUACCAUUAAUCAGAAUAAGUUUACAGAAGAAUUUGUUGAACUCAAAACAUGAAACAUAACUGCAAGAGCAAAUCAAGGCCUUUAGAGUUGUUUAGGUACUUUCAAUAGUCGGAAAAAUAUUUUUCUA